Williopsis jadinii is the source of this 2808-nucleotide messenger RNA. RefSeq names its product phosphatidylinositol 3-kinase VPS34 (gene VPS34). Gene Ontology annotation, molecular function: 1-phosphatidylinositol-3-kinase activity. Gene Ontology annotation, biological process: autophagosome assembly; phosphatidylinositol-mediated signaling; endocytosis. Gene Ontology annotation, cellular component: cytoplasm; endosome; peroxisome. Lineage: Eukaryota; Fungi; Ascomycota; Saccharomycetes; Phaffomycetales; Wickerhamomycetaceae. The coding region runs from base 56 to 2590 and encodes 844 amino acids. The record is from RefSeq and is a predicted model, not a curated record. The transcript has a single exon.
CACAUCGAUUGCACGCCAGCGCCAUCAUCAAGGCUGUGGAACAAGAGCCGUGAGAAUGACGUCCAAGAGCGUGACAUACUGCACCUCACGUGGGAUCGACGUUCCUCUGAGGGUAAGGAUCAACUCGCUGGAGGGAACCCGUCCUCUGUUGAAGGAAUCAACGAGGUACACCGACCCUUCAAAGGUGAGGAAGCUGUCGAACUUCUCGCAGACUUCUGGGCUGUUCUGCUCUGUUGUUGUUACCCUGGAGGGCAAGCCGCUGACGAUACCCGUGACCACGUCGUACGCUGCGUUCAGAGCGUCGAGAAGGUGGAAUGAGUGGCUGACCCUGCCCAUCAAUGUCAGCCAGUUGCCCUUCAAUUCGAAGCUGACGAUUUCGAUAUGGGAGUUCGAUGGUGAUAAGAGGAGCGACUUUGGCGAGACUGACAUGUACAUCUUCCACGUCGAUGACGAUUGUACGUUGAAAAGGGGCCGACAGAAGCUGACGGUGCGCUGUCAGGACCCUUCACUGAACCACGGCCAUUUCAAAGAUGGCCAAAUGGCAGAACUGGAGUUGGCGAUCAAGAAACAUGAAAAUGGAGACAUGGUUGCCGUUGAGUGGCUGGACAACUUGACUUUCCGGACUAUUGAGCAGAUCAACAAGUCCCAGAGUGCACAGCCUGGCUUCACUCUGUUCAUCGAUAUGGUGCAAUUCGACGUGCCAGUGGUGUUUUCAGACCACAAGUAUCCGCCUCCAAUGAUACCUACGUACCAACCAUCAGAUCAACAACUUCAGCAGAUGCAAAACGAGCAGCAGGGAACAUUGUCGAAGAUUUCCACGGGGAAGUUCACUACGAUGAAGGUUUAUGAUCCAGAACAAUACAGAACUGAUCCUAUUGAACAGAAGUACCGGAAACUCGAGAGAUCCCAUAAAGAUGGUCCAUUCGAUAGGGAAAUCAAGCCGACACCGAAGAUUAGAGAUGAGUUGAAUAAGAUCUUGAACUACUCCUCGGUUCAGGAGCUUACUCAAUAUGAAAAGAACCUCGUUUGGAAGUUCAGAUACUUCCUCUUGAACAACAAGAAGGGAUUAAACAAGUUGAUCAAAUCCGUGAACUUCUCUGAUGAGAAUGAGUUGAACGAGGCUUUAAACCUGUUGCCCAAAUGGGUUGAGAUCGACAUUGAAGAUUCCAUUGAACUUCUUGGUCCUAAUUUCAAAAACUCUACGGUGAGAACCUACGCAGUGGAAAGGCUGAAAAAGGCUCAUGAUGACGAGCUGGAGCUUUAUCUGUUGCAGCUCGUACAGGCUCUCAGAUAUGAAACACUAACAAACUCCUCAAGUGACUUCUCAAUCGUCGGGUUGAACGAGUCCAUGUUGGGAGGUGCUUCAUCUUCGGGCUCAGUAUUGGACGAUUCACAAUCGCUUACACCUCUUUCCCAGUUCUUAGUGGAACGUGCUCUGUUAAAUGAAAGACUGGGAUCUUUCCUAUACUGGUACUUGAAUACAGAAGCACGGGAUAACAAUCCAGGAUCGAUAUAUAGAAAGCUACUGGACUACUUCCUGAAGAGUGUCAAGAAUCAAGGCUUACAACGAGAGAUUGAGCUUGUUGAUCAUUUGGUAAAACUCUGCACUAAAAUUAAGGCUUCAAGAGAAACCACACCAAAGAAGAUCGAGAUGCUACAGUCUAUCCUGGAGACGAAAUUCAAGACCUUUUCACCAACGAGACUGCCGUUGGAUCCAUCUGUGGAGAUAUGUGGUACUGUGCCUGAAGAAAGCUUUGUCUUCAAGAGCUCUCUAUCACCGUUGAAAGUAACGUUCACCACAACAGAUGGUGGUAAAUACCCGUUGAUGUUCAAAGUGGGCGACGAUUUGAGACAGGAUCAACUUGUUAUCCAAAUAAUCUUGUUGAUGAACAAACUGCUGCUUAACGAAAACGUUGAUUUGAAACUAUCGCCUUAUAAGAUCCUGGCUACGGGCCCAACUGAAGGUGCGAUUCAAUUCAUUCCAAACAGCACGUUGGCAAGCGUUCUUGCAGACUACCAUGGUAUUCUACCUUACCUCAAGCACCACAACCCUGAUUCUUCAAACGAGCUGGGCGUGGUGCCCUCUGUCAUUGACACGUUUGUCAAAUCAUGCGCUGGCUAUUGUGUGAUAACGUAUAUUCUCGGUGUUGGUGAUCGCCACUUGGACAAUCUGCUGAUCUGUCCUGACGGCCAUUUCUUCCACGCUGACUUUGGUUACAUCUUAGGACAGGACCCUAAGCCGUUCCCGCCUCUGAUGAAGCUGCCACCUCAAAUCAUAGAUGCCUUUGGUGGUGCAGACUCGCCAAACUACGACAAGUUCAGGGACUACUGCUUCGUCGCUUACACGAUUCUGAGAAAGAACUCCAACUUGAUUCUGAACUUAUUCGAGUUGAUGCGUGACUCCAGCAUCCCAGAUAUCAAAAUGGAGCCUGACCGUGCUGUCUACAAAGUGAAAGAGAAAUUCUGCCUGGACAUGAGCGAGGAGGAGGCCAUCAUACACUUCCAGAACUUGAUCAACGAUAGUGUCUCAGCACUGCUUCCAAUGGUCAUCGAUAGACUUCACUCUUUGGCACAGUACUGGAGGGCAUGAAAGACCUCUCGCUGCAUCAACUCUAUUCCACGCCACCGUUGAAAUGCGCCGCUGGUGGGCCUUCUGGCCUAAUUUAGCUCGCUGCUUUUGCCUGGCCGUUUAAGUUAGCUGAGCUUAUACCUGAUGUGCUCCUCCAUUGCAGUGGAAGGUGCUGAAUUCUACGCCAAACUCGCCCACGCAAGCUUCUGGUGCUUGCUUCACUUGCAUAUGGCACAAAA